GCCCAGCCUCGCUCCUCCCCAGACGCCGCCCGCUGGGAUCCCCAUCGCUCCUGCACCUGCACCUGCUCGCCCCGUCCGCCAGCACCCACCGGUCCCUCCCCGCUGCGCCCAGCUCGGAUGCUGUGACCGGGGCGUGAGACGGCUCCCGGGCAGGUGGGAUGCGCUCCCACCUGCGGCCGCCUCCCACGCCAGCCACCUUGGCAUAUCUAGCCAGGAGGCGCCACGCUCUGCCUCAUUUGCCAAGCCGCAGCUGAAGUGGCCACGCUCCGGAGUUUGAUGGCUUCUUUGAGGAGAGUCAAAGUCCUGCUGGUGUUAAACUUGAUUGCGGUGGCUGGCUUUGUCCUCUUUCUGGCUAAGUGUAGACCCAUCACUGUCAAGAGUGGGGAUUCCUUCCAUGAAAUCCAUCCCAGGGCAGAAGUGGCCAACUUGACCGCCCAUGGCAGCAGUCCUAUUCAGGAUGCAGUCCUGAAAAGGCUCUCCCUUCUAGAAGAUAUAGUCUACAGGCAGCUAAAUGGUUUGUCGAAGUCACUCGGUCUCAUUGAAGGCUAUGGUGGGCGUGGCAAAGGUGGGCUUCCGGCCACCCUUUCCCCAGCAGAGGAAGAGAAAGCUAAGGGCCCACAUGAGAAGUACGGCUACAAUUCCUACCUCAGCGAGAAAAUUUCACUGGAUCGCUCCAUACCUGAUUAUCGUCCAACCAAGUGCAAAGAGCUGAAAUAUGCAAAGAAUCUGCCCCAGAUUUCCAUUAUUUUCAUCUUCGUGAACGAAGCGUUAUCGGUGAUUCUGCGCUCAGUGCACAGUGCCGUCAAUCACACUCCAGCCCACCUCCUGAAAGAGAUCAUACUUGUGGAUGACAACAGUGAUGAAGAAGAAUUGAAGGGCCCCCUGGAAGAGUAUGUCAACAAACGAUACCCAGGGCUUGUGAAGGUGGUGCGCAACCAGAAAAGAGAAGGCCUGAUCCGUGCUCGGAUUGAAGGUUGGAAGGCUGCCACUGGACACAUCACUGGAUUCUUUGAUGCUCAUGUAGAAUUCACUGCAGGCUGGGCUGAGCCUGUUCUUUCGCGAAUCCAGGAAAACCGGAAAAGGGUUAUUCUUCCGUCAAUCGACAAUAUCAAGCAGGACAACUUUGAGGUGCAGCGCUACGAGAACUCUGCCCAUGGAUACAGCUGGGAGUUAUGGUGCAUGUACAUUAGCCCACCCAAAGACUGGUGGGAUGCUGGUGACCCUUCCCUGCCAAUCAGGACACCUGCUAUGAUUGGCUGCUCGUUUGUUGUGAACAGGAAAUUCUUUGGAGAAAUUGGUCUUCUGGAUCCCGGAAUGGAUGUGUAUGGAGGAGAGAACAUAGAGCUGGGGAUCAAGGUAUGGCUGUGUGGUGGCAGCAUGGAAGUCCUGCCGUGCUCCAGAGUCGCUCACAUCGAACGCAAGAAGAAGCCCUACAACAAUAACAUUGGUUUCUACACCAAGCGGAAUGCUUUGCGAGUGGCCGAAGUGUGGAUGGACAGUUACAAGUCUCACGUUUACAUUGCGUGGAAUUUGCCACUGGAGAAUCCAGGCAUUGACAUUGGAGAUGUCUCGGAGAGAAAAGCAUUAAGAAAAAGCUUAAAGUGUAAGAAUUUCCAGUGGUACCUGGACCACGUUUAUCCAGAAAUGAGAAGAUACAAUAAUACUAUUGCCUAUGGCGAGCUUCGUAACAAUAAAGCAAAAGAUGUAUGCCUUGACCAGGGCCCGCAGGAGAACCACACAGCAAUACUGUAUCCAUGCCACGGAUGGGGACCUCAGCUUGCCCGCUACACCAGGGAGGGAUUCCUUCACUUAGGCGCCCUGGGGACCACAACUCUCUUACCGGAUACCCGCUGCCUGGUGGAUAACAUGAAAAGCCGGCUCCCUCAGCUCCUGGAUUGUGACAAGGUCAAGAGCAGCCUCCAUAAACGCUGGAAUUUCAUACAGAACGGUGCGAUCCUGAAUAAGGGGACCGGGCGCUGCUUGGAAGUGGAGAGCAAAGGCAUGUCUGGCAUUGAUCUCAUUCUUCGCAGCUGCACCGGACAAAGAUGGACAAUUAAAAACUUCAUCAAGUAAAAGUGCAAAGGCCAGAGCAGUCUGAAGAUCGUCACUCAAGGGACGCUUGACACAAGUGACUUGGGCCACUCAGACUGGGAUCCUUUUCACCGCUUGGGAGAGAAAGAAAUAUAAAACCGGAGCUUUAUUCAUGGUAUCAGGAGAGGACAUUGGGGAAAGUGGCUAUUAGUAGGCUUUUUCUAUGGUACAUUAGUCUCUCGCACCUGAUUCCAACUGGGUGAAAUUGGGUCAGAACUGUUCUUUUUUCAAGGUAUCCCUUAUUUUUGCUGGAAUGAAGCCUGUGCAGUCUUACGGAUGCUUUAUUGACAGGGAAAUGCUGCUUUCAUUAAUGACUUGAAGCUCUAAGCUUUAUACUAGGACCAGAGCCAAGAGACCGUGGACAACCCAACCUGGCAAGCAAGAGCACUUGUCUGUCUAAAACAGAAAAAGAUUGCCCAGUGUGCAAGCCUAAAAUGAGCUGAGUUAAAGUCACCAGGUAUUUUAAAAUGUCCCCUCUAUGACCCAUCUUCUUCUUCGGCCUGGAACAGAUGUGCUCUAUAGUGUCAGGUCUCAAAGGCAUCCCCAAAUAGCCCAUUGGUUUCCCUCUCCCCAGGGCAGGAUACAAACUAUGCAUACAAAAUGAUGGGGUUUCAAUUAGCUGUUCUAAUUCAAGAAAGAGAUGUGUGAAGUCAUUGUAGAUAGUUCUCUGAAAGUGUCUGUGACAGUCAAAACAGUCCUGCACCAUUAGACAGUAAAUAUCAUAAUGCUAAUAUAGAAAUCCAUGAUACACCUACUUCCUGAACAUUGUGUCCAGUUGUGGUUGUCCUAUCCCCAAAAAGAUAUAUGAGAAUUGGAAAAGGUGCCAAGAACGCAACAAAAUAUCAGGGGUAUGGAACAGCUUGCAUUUGAGGAGAGAUUAAAAAGACCAGGACUGCUCAACAUAGAAAAGAGAUGACUAAGGGAAGACAUGCUAGGGGUCUAUGAAAUCAUAAAUGAUGUGAAGAAAGUGAGUAAGGAAGUGUUAUUUAUUCCUUCAUAUAACACAAGAACCAGGGAUCACCCAAUGAAAUUAAUCGGCAGUAGGUUUAAUGCAAACAUAAGUAUUUGUCAAACAAUGCACAGUUAACCUAUGGAACUCAUUGCCAGAGGAUGUUGUGGAGGCUAAAAGUAUAAGUGGGUUCAGAUAAGAAUUAAAUAAGUUCCUGGAGGAUAGGUCCAGCAAUGCUUAUUAGCUUAGAGGCUCAGGGAUAUAACCCCAUGCUCCAAGUUUCCCUAAGCCUCUAACUGCCAGACUCUGGUCAUGGAUCACAUGGUAAUUCCUUGUUCUAGUCAUUCCAUCUGAAGCAUCUGGCACCAGCCACUGUCAGAAGACAGGAUAGGGGGCUAGGUGGACCAGAAGUUGGAGACAGUGUGGCUGUUCUUGUAUUCUUUUCUCAUGCCAAUUCCUUUGUCAAACUAAAUUAGUUGAAAUUAAAAAAAAUUGAUCGUUGUUGCCUUACCCCUCCACUUACAUCCAUGCCACCUCUGGCAACAGCAAAACUUCGCUUCCGUGCACAAGUCUGUUGAGAGUAGUUCUCUUCUGUAUCUUCCACCUCCUAAGAGUUGCACUAAAUACAACUCUCUCUUCUCCCGCAUUUGUGUGAGAGAUUUUCUCAUCUCACGCAUUUGCCAAACAGCAUCCAAAACCCACCACCUCCACCCGGAUGGGUUCUCCUCUACUAACACCUUCCAGUUCCCCCCUUCCCCAAAGUGACUGCUGCCCCUUCACACUGAUUUCAAAAUGCUGCCCCAUGGCAGAACUAACCCAGCGUGUGUUAAGUGAGGAGGCCAAUGGAAGUGUCUUGACCCACCAAUCGAAUGCCAAGCAGUGACUGCAUAGGAAUGGACUCUCCUGCAACACUUCGUUAUCCUGUUGCUGUUCUGUACUUUUAAAAGGGAGGAUAAUUAUGCUAGUUUGCCUGCCACGCCAAGAACAAGUAACAGGAGAGCAGAUCCCAGCAAGGCAAGCUUCUGAGAGAAGUAGUGGGACUGAUUUUAAAAUACCCUCCCGACAAAUGAACACAAAAUAAUAAUAAAAACUCCUCUGCUUUGCAGCGCUUUUAGUCUUACCUCCUCGUGGUGGAUGCUUGAGCCACUAUGUUUGGUGUAUCUCUGUCAUUAGGGCCUGCUUAUCACAAUCCUGGUUUCUGUGAUUCUUCAUGAGCUUUGACUACACCAGGGAGUUAGACACAGAGACAUGAAUGUCAUUUGGGUCCAUACUGAUUUGCCACAAGUUCCUGCCUUGGCACUAUCACCAUGGGUACGUCUACACAGCAGGACAAAAGUCGAAUUAAGCUACGCCACUUAAGGUAUGCCAAUUGCGGCGCUGAAGUCGAAAUAGCUUGCCUUGGCUUUUGGCGCUGUCUACACUGCAGGAAGUCAAAGGAAGAACCCUCUUCCUUCGACUUCCCUUUCUCCUUGUGAAAUGAGGGUUACAGGAGUCCGAGUAAGAAGUCCUCCAGCUCAACAUUAUUUCAAAAUAAAGGCUUGUCAUGUAGCUCUGUACUAGGGUGGGAGGGAUAGCUCUGUGGUUUGAGCAUUGGCCUGCUAAACCCAAGGUUGUGAAUUCAAUCUUUGCGGAGGCUGUUUAGGAAUUUGGGGCAAAUAUUUGUUGGGGAUAGUACUUGGUCCUGCUGUGAAGGCAGGGGACUGGACUUAAUGACCUUUCAAGGUCCCUUCCAGUUCUACGAGAUAGGCAGUCUCCAUUAUAAAAAAUGUUCUUUCAGAAUAACGGUCGCUAUUCAGAAAUAACGCUGCUGUGUAGACACACCCUGCCUGGGUUUUGAACCAGAUGAGUGUUUACUACCCAAUUUUUAGCCAUGAUAGGUAUCCCUCCAUCCAAUAUUGAGUUUGGAUCUUGGUGGCAGGGCAACUGAGAAAGGGGACUAGUGACAUACCAAGCUACCUGUGUUUUACAUGGACGUUAAAAGAAUUCAUUUCACAUCGAGCUGUGUCAGUCAUGGGGCAGAGGGAGCCUCCUUUCUUUUCUCACAGAAUAAUAAUUUUUCUGGUUGCCCUCUGGUCAGGGUGAGCUAAAAUAUAUUAAUAUAUGAGAUGAACAUGUAAAUAUCAUUCCCAAAGACUGGAUGUACACAGAGUUGUUUGCUGCAGAGCACGCGUGCCUGUCUUCCAUUCGGGAAAGGAUAAAGCUACCUUGAUGUUUAAUGAGUUUCAUUGUCAAUGCCAUGCAAUAGGUUUAUAGCUGAUGUUUUAGUAAUUUAUUGAAAGAAGCAGAUGUAUUUCAUUGUUCCUUCUACAGCAAAGAACAUCAUUGUUCAAUCAUGCUUGACAAGACUCCCUCCUUCAUUGGCAUUUCUCUGAUUUUUUACCCCCGCGCUCCUUAAUGAAGUGAAAUCUUUAGUUGUCCUGAAUUGCACAGUAAGGAGUCAAUGUAGAGCUUUGCUCUCUUAUUAGCUGUCGCAUCAUCUCUUGUGUAAUAAAUUUUAGCACUUACAAAACCAGCAUGUGUAUGUUUUCAAAUGUCUGAGAGUUUCCCCCUUUGUUCAUUGCCAUCUUGUACUGAAAAUAAUUUGCCAAGAAACUUUUUACGGAAAAUGCUUGCGGGGGAGGGGCAUGCUACAAAGUUAAUGAUAAAUGCAAUAAAAUUACCUCUGACUGAGUAAAUC
Messenger RNA from Pelodiscus sinensis (Chinese soft-shelled turtle), 5717 nucleotides. NCBI's taxonomy places the organism in Eukaryota, Metazoa, Chordata, Testudines, Trionychidae. The record is from RefSeq and is a predicted model, not a curated record.